AUGAACUUUAAGAAAGUAAUUCCCGUGGCCGUCCUAGGCGCCUCCCUCCUGAUCAUCCUGCAGUUCCCGUAUUACGAGACCGUCCGGCGCCCCUUCUCCUGGCCAGUCGUUGCAGCGAGCCUGGCAACGGGGGGACGCGGUGAAGAAUCGCCACGCCCCUUGCCUCCGGCGCUUGAAGAAUCGCCACGCCCCUUGCCUUCGGCGCUUGAAGGAUCGCCACGCGUCCAGCUAGGCGAGACCCGGCUCAAGAAAGUGGUCGUCCUCGCGCCCAAGUACUUCAGACUGGGGAACAGCAAGAUGCUUUUGUCCCAGGGCUGUCCUGAGUGGCGGUGCCUCAUCACCUCGAACGCGAGCGAGGCUGAAAGCGCAGACGCCGUUGUCUUCACCAGGUUUACAGGUCUGAACUCGGUGCCCAGGAAGCGCCAUGCCCACCAGCGCUACAUCUGGGUGAACCACGAAUCGCCAGUGAACACCAAGAGAUUUAUAAAGAAAAAACAUUUCUUUAACUGGACUAACACGUACCACACGAAGUCGGAUCUCUUCACCCCCUACGGAGCGCUCGUGCCGCUUACGGCAAAGAAGCUUCCCGUGCGAGCCCCGAGCCCCAGCGACAGCAGAAGCACUUUCCUCAAGUACAAGCAGGACCUCGAGGCCGGAGUCUCGCUCGAGGACGACUCGAGCCAAGACUGGUCGGCCUUUCUCCGUCGCCCUCAACUGGCGGCGUGGUUGGUCUCGCACUGCCGCACUUCCUCGCAUCGCGAGAGGUACGUGAAGCAACUGCAAAAGUACAUUCCAGUGUCCGUGUUUGGGAGAUGCAGCAAGAAGAGGUGUGUAAGGUCUAAGUUGUGCUUCACUACGGUCCUGGCUCCAAACUACUCGUUCUACCUGUCCUUUGAGAACAGCAUCUGUAACGAUUACGUAACGGAAAAGGUUUGGAAUGCUCUGCAGUACGGGCUGGUGCCUGUCGUGUUAGGGGGAGCUAACUACUCGUCCAUUCUUCCUCCCAAUUCCUACAUUGACGCCAACAAGUUAAAACCGGAACAUCUCGCAAAGCUUCUUAAAAGUAUUGCGGCUUCCCCUCGCGAGUAUGGCCGUUACCACCUAUGGAGACUUUAUUGGAAAGUAAUGCAAGGUUUUUGGCCUCACUGUGAACUUUGCUACAAGUUGCACAACGACCAUAAUGUCACCAUUUACUCGAACGUGGAUACCUGGUGGAACGCCGUUGGGAAAUGUAGAGGAUCAACUGUCAUCUAAUCCUCCUCCUCUCUCUCUUCAAAGACCACGGGCUCAAAAUAAAAUAAUUGCCGGGAGAAAACUGCAAAUGGUUUGG
This is a messenger RNA of Penaeus chinensis, 1330 nucleotides long. RefSeq names its product alpha-(1,3)-fucosyltransferase C-like. The transcript is spliced from 5 exons. NCBI's taxonomy places the organism in Eukaryota, Metazoa, Arthropoda, Malacostraca, Decapoda, Penaeidae. The record is from RefSeq and is a predicted model, not a curated record. The coding region runs from base 1 to 1254 and encodes 417 amino acids. Gene Ontology annotation, molecular function: alpha-(1->3)-fucosyltransferase activity. Gene Ontology annotation, cellular component: membrane.